GUUUAACGUCAUACGUCAGCUGUACGUCACGAUGAACCAGGAAGCGUUAGACAGUACGUGGCCUUUUCAGCUUGGACCAUCUAAACAGGAGCUCCACUUCAUUACAAAAUGGAACUCGAAGCUAUGACCAGAUACACCAGCCCGGUGAACCCGGCGGUGUUCCCUCACCUCACAGUCGUCCUGCUGGCCAUCGGCAUGUUCUUCACUGCCUGGUUCUUCGUCUACGAGGUGACAUCAACAAAAUAUACCCGGGAUGUCUACAAAGAGUUACUGAUCUCCCUUGUGGCAUCACUUUUCAUGGGCUUCGGUGUGCUGUUCUUACUACUUUGGGUUGGGAUCUACGUAUGAAGUUCGUGGUGACUGAUUUGAAGAGUAACACAUUCCAGAGGAGCAACACCAAACCCGACACAGACUGGAUUUAAUUGGACUGCACUGACAAUAAUAUGCGAUUAUGUGGACUUUGGUUUUCUCGUCACAAGUAAAGGGGAUUUGUAAAA
Molecule: messenger RNA, 497 nt
Organism: Labrus bergylta (ballan wrasse)
Lineage: Eukaryota; Metazoa; Chordata; Actinopteri; Labriformes; Labridae
Gene: tmem258
Product: transmembrane protein 258
Biological process (GO): protein N-linked glycosylation
Cellular component (GO): membrane-bounded organelle
Source: RefSeq, a predicted model, not a curated record